Messenger RNA from Mangifera indica (mango), 1316 nucleotides. RefSeq lists its product as uncharacterized. The transcript has 8 exons. Gene Ontology annotation, molecular function: S-adenosylmethionine-dependent methyltransferase activity. Bases 64 to 1095 code for a protein of 343 amino acids. NCBI's taxonomy places the organism in Eukaryota, Viridiplantae, Streptophyta, Magnoliopsida, Sapindales, Anacardiaceae. The record is from RefSeq and is a predicted model, not a curated record.
GGAGAUGGAGUGGUCUACGUCACCAUGUAGCGGAGACUAAUAACGGACUCGCAGGCCAAUCCCAUGGCAAUGGCUGCUUCCUCUUCUUCUUGUUUUCUCCAUCACCUACUCUUCCCACUACAACCCCAUCUUUCUCGUAAUUCCAUAUUUGCCCCUCCUCUCCGUUUUUCUUCGGCCGUUCGCGCCACUGCCACUGCCACUGCCACUGUCACUUCCACUUCCUCCCUCACUCUUCAAGAGGAUGUGACUAAAACUUUGGAGGCUGCUGACUUGUUCUGUUGCCCAAUUUGCUAUCAACCCCUCAUAAGAAAAGGACCUCCUGGUCUUAACUUGCGAGCAAUUUAUAGGUCUGGUUUCAAGUGUGAUAAGUGUGACAGGUCAUAUUCCAGUAAGGAUAAUUUUCUUGAUCUCACACUGAUUUCUGGGUUGAAGGACUAUGUGGAAGUCAAGCCUGCUUCUACUGAGCUUUUCCGGAGUCCAUUUGUAUCGUUUUUGUACGAAAGGGGCUGGCGUCAGAAUUUCAAUAGAAGUGGCUUCCCUGGUGCUGAUGAAGAGUUCAAAAUGGCUCAGGAAUACUUCAAACCUGUUGAAGGUGGCCUUCUAUUAGAUGUUAGCUGUGGGAGUGGUUUGUUCACUAGAAAAUUUGCGAAAUCAGGGACAUAUUCAGCUGUCAUUGCUCUUGAUUUUUCAGAGAAUAUGCUUCGCCAAAGUUAUGAUUUCAUUAAGCUAGACGAUGCCAUUUUGACUUCCAAUCUUGCUCUUGUUCGGGCAGAUGUUUCUAGGCUUCCCUUUUCAUCUGGUUCUGUUGAUGCUGUUCAUGCUGGGGCGGCCUUACACUGCUGGCCCUCUCCUUCCAAUGCUAUUGCUGAAAUCAGUCGUGUAUUGCGAAGUGGUGGGGUCUUUGUGGGAACCACUUUUCUUAGAUACACUUCUUCCACUCCCUGGGUAGCGCGGGCUCUAAGACAGAGGAUUCUGCAGAAUUAUAAUUAUUUAACAGACGAGGAGAUUGAAGACGUGUGCACAUCAUGCGGUCUUACUAACUACUCAAGGAAAGUUCAACAAUCAUUCAUCAUGUUUUCCGCUCAGAAGCCUUGAAACUAGGUGAUUGAUUUGAAUUAGUUGUUCUCCAUACUGGGUUGUAUCAUUACAUGAAGGUCAGUGUUGAGUUGUUUGUAUAAACAUAUAUAGAUUCAGUAAAUAAUUCCUGGAAAAGUGAUAAUUUGGGAAGAUGUAAAUGUGAUUAUUAAUGGAAAAACCCUGGAACAUGAAACUCAAAUAUGGUUAUAGAUUUGAGAACAGAAGUUAGAAGAUGAUAA